AUGCAGCCAUUGAUUCAAAAAGAUCUUUUAACUUGGUGUGAUGAUUUACAUCAAGUUAAAGGGAAUAUUUCUCAAUUGCAAGCCACUCUUAAUCAAAUCUUAACGAAAGCACCAAGUUUGGACCAAUAUAGAGAAUUAUCAACGUAUUUAGAUAAUCCAAACAAGGGUGAUGCGUCAAGUAUUAUCGACAAGACCAGGAAUUUCUUAAGCUCUUCACAAUUAAAAGUAGCGGUUAGAAUGAAAUUUUUGUAUGAUCAGGGAUUAUUGCCGUUUCUAUUGGCGUUAUCCCAGAUAAAUUUCAAAUCUGUGAAAUCGGAUAAGUUUGUGGGCUACUUGUUGGAUUACACGCCGCCGCGAGAUAUUGGGAGCAAUUUGGCGAAGGUAUUGAAGCAGAGGGUGAAUUCGGGCAAGCAGGUGAAUAUUGAGUCGUUUCCGCCGGUGUUGCCCCCAAUAUCGAAUGAGAGCUUGUUGAAUAAGAUUCUCACGGAUAAGUCGUUCAGACAGCCGGCAGAUUUUUUGGAGCUGAACGACGCUAACGACUUCAACCGGUCGCACAAUGCCAAGUUAGGGUUGAGAGGGAAGAGGUUGUUAGAAUUUGCAUUAAUCGAGAUAUUGGACGAGAAGCUUCCCGAUAUUCACGAGGACGAUUUGUACUACUUGCAGUUCAAAUUGGUGUCGACGUCCAUUCUCACUAAACUAGCAUUCGGAUAUAAUUUGGCGGAUAACUACAAGUUCCACUUUUCGAAGGAAAUGAAUCUAGAUGAUAAAUUGGCAAAAUUAAGUAACAUAUUCUUGGCGUACAUUGGAGGAUUGGCCUUGGAUGGGUAUUCUUUUGCAGAAAUCAAGUUAUGGAUUGCGAAAUUGUAUGAGCCCAUAAUACAAGAUUUCAAUGAGAAUAACGACACGUUGAAGCCAUUAAACAAAUUAGCAUUGAUCGAAUUGAGCUUCCUAUUCAAACAGGUAACAAACAUGUACUACAUACCACAGCAACAAACGACUCUCCAGUUCGAUACGUUGGAAACAGACCCGUACGUAGUGAAAUUGUCUAUAAACGGCCAGACGUUGGGUAUUGGUACCAGCAGCAUAGGUGUCGAGGAGGCCAAAGUCAGGGCUGCGUCGGAUGCCUUUUCCAAUAAGCAGAAAAUCGACGAUAUAAUAAGGAUCAUGAUCACGUCGUACGAAGAGCUGCAGAAGUCCAAACAGAACACUCCGGGACCUAUGUCUACAAACAGCAGCAACGACGAUGACGAUGACGAAGACUACAGCAAACACAACAAUGACAACGACUCGUUGACCGAAGAACCCUACUCGCCGAAAAUCGACUCCGAAGAAGAAUACGAGCCGUCGAUAGAAGGAAAUGCGGCAAUCAACCAAGUGAGUGCCCCAAGCCAGAGCCAAGACAAACAGCCCGCGGCCUACACCAAUGACAAAAUCCAUCCGCACCCCUACAGCACCUUCCCGGUUCCUCACCAAACACCCCAACCAUACGGAGCACCUCCUCCACCUCCACACCAAGCCCAGUUCCAGCAUCACCAACAUCCUCCUCAUCUCCCAAACCUCCCGUCGCUUCCUCCAUAUCCCGCAGCCGCACUAGAUGCAAAAUACCCCCUCGACAACAACGCCAAAAACACAUUGUAUGCCGUGCUAGGGUCCAACCACCUCACCCCGGUCUACAGAUUCAGCAAAGUUGGCAAUGACUUCCAGGUCUCCAUCUUGGUCAACGACAUAGUCAUUGGCACCAGCGUCGACUCCAACAAAAAGGCUGCAAGUCAACGGGCUGCAAUGAACGCCCUUUCCAACAAAUCCUUACUUAAUCAAUUAGGUGUGCAUAUUUAG
Molecule: messenger RNA, 1836 nt
Organism: Debaryomyces hansenii CBS767
Lineage: Eukaryota; Fungi; Ascomycota; Pichiomycetes; Serinales; Debaryomycetaceae
Gene: CDL1
Product: Cdl1p
Exons: 1
Coding region: 1-1836 (611 amino acids)
Biological process (GO): regulation of gene expression; rRNA processing; primary miRNA processing
Cellular component (GO): nucleus
Molecular function (GO): ribonuclease III activity; double-stranded RNA binding
Source: RefSeq, a predicted model, not a curated record